CCAGAGCAGGUUAAGGCGCAAUGGAGUGUGGCAUGGUCCUUUGACUGGUUGCAUUCAAUAUCUGCUUUUGGUUUUGUACAGGCGUAACAUAUCACAAUAAUUCUAAGUAUGGCAGCCGUCGUCCUGUGUGGGUCGAACAGAAUGGGUCGCUCCGUCGUAAGACUGAGCUUUCUGUCUACUAAAGGCACACGCAGAACAGACUCUUGCCUGUCUUGUUUUAGUGGGCAUCAGGCUGGAGCGGGAUUGUAUUCCAGAGUUACAGGUGUAAGGUUUGCGUCUCGCCUUGCCGGCGGCCGGAUUGCGGAUGCAAAGUACAGAAAAAAUGCAUUAGUAGCUGCCGGAGCGGCGGUAGUGGCAGGUUUCAUGGCCGGCUUCAGUCAUUUCCAGAGGGCUGAAAUGGCAACUAGAAUUGUCAAAGAUGAGGACAACGACCGUGAAAUUCUGGAAAAAUGCAAAGGGUUCAUGUCCGCUCCUGUGACGGACGUUGAGGUUUUGCAGCAGACAAAGGGGGAGAUGUCCACCAGAAUGGAGAUGCUGAUUAUGGAAACCCAAGCUGCAUUCUGCCGAGCUCUCGAGGAAGUGGACGGGGGGAAAUUCAGAGUGGACCGCUGGGAACGGAAAGAAGGUGGUGGAGGUAUCAGCUGCGUGCUGCAGGAUGGGAAGGUGUUCGAGAAGGCUGGUGUCAAUGUGUCCGUGGUGUACGGAAACCUCACUGAAGAGGCGGCCAGGCAGAUGCGCAGCCGUGGCAAAGUGCUCAAGGGGAAAGAUGGGAAGCUGCCAUUCCGUGCCAUGGGAGUGAGCUCAGUCAUCCACCCCCACAACCCCCACAUUCCCACAGUGCACUUCAACUACAGAUACUUUGAGAUUGAGGAAGCGGAUGGGACUAAGCAGUGGUGGUUCGGCGGAGGGACCGACCUGACACCAGUGUACAUCGACCAGGAUGAUGCUGUUCACUUCCACGGCACCUUGAAGGAGGCCUGUGACAAGCACCAUCCCCAGUACUACCCCGACUACAAGAAAUGGUGUGACAGGUAUUUCUACAUCCGUCACCGAGGCGAGACCCGUGGCAUCGGGGGGAUCUUCUUCGAUGACGUGGACGGGCCCAGCCAGGAGGAGGCCUUUAAAUUUGUGGAGAGCUGCGCCCGCACCGUGGUGCCCUGCUACGUGCCCAUCGUGCGCAAGCACCUGAAGGACUCCUUCAGCAGCGAACAGAAGGACUGGCAGCAGGUGCGGCGUGGCAGAUAUGUGGAGUUCAACCUGGUCUAUGACAGAGGGGUGAAGUUUGGGCUGGCCACACCCGGUUCCAGGAUUGAGAGCAUCCUCAUGUCUCUCCCCCUCACAGCCAGGUGGGAAUACAUGCACGAGCCACCAAAAGGCUCACAGGAGGCGGAAAUGUUGGAUGUCCUGAGGAACCCCAAAGACUGGGUCUGAGGAAGGGGGGCAACCACCUCCCAGCACCGUUUGGAACAUCGGUGUUCUGGAAUCAGAGAUCCCUCCAUGAGAGUCCCUAACAAGAACUUGCUGGUGCGCCUUUGGCUGACAGCUUGCUGAUGCUAAUCAGACUGUUCUACAUGCUUGCCAUUUUCACUUCUGCUCUUUUGGUCCCUCACCCCAUUGGUGGAGAAGAGGAUGACCUCUGACUCUUGCUAUGCAGCUUGCUGAAUGAAUGCUGCUCU
Messenger RNA from Megalops cyprinoides (Indo-Pacific tarpon), 1676 nucleotides. It is a transcript of the gene cpox, whose product is annotated as coproporphyrinogen oxidase. The record is from RefSeq and is a predicted model, not a curated record. The transcript has 7 exons. NCBI's taxonomy places the organism in Eukaryota, Metazoa, Chordata, Actinopteri, Elopiformes, Megalopidae. The coding region runs from base 109 to 1431 and encodes 440 amino acids. Gene Ontology annotation, cellular component: mitochondrial intermembrane space; cytoplasm. Gene Ontology annotation, molecular function: coproporphyrinogen oxidase activity.